AUGUCGAGCGGCAAGACUUUCAAGUUGAACAACGGCGUGACCAUUCCAGCGGUCGGAUUUGGCACAUUCGCCAACGAGGGUGCCAAGGGCGAGACGUACAAGGCCGUGACCACUGCGUUGAAGGUCGGAUACAGACACCUGGAUUGCGCGUGGUUUUACCAGAACGAGGACGAGGUUGGCGAUGCCGUGCGGGACUUCCUCAACGAGAACACGAGCGUGAAGCGCAGCGACAUCUUUAUCUGCACCAAGGUGUGGAACCACCUUCACGAGCCCGAGGAGGUCAAGUGGUCGCUGCAGAACUCGCUCGAGAGGCUCAAGGUCGACUAUGUUGAUCUCUUCCUGAUCCACUGGCCAAUCGCCGCCGAGAAGGACGAGAAGAACAUGCCCAAGCUGAACGAGAAGGGCCAGUACAUUAUCAAGGAGGAGCUCACCAAGAACCAGCAACCGACCUGGAGAGCUGCGGAGGAGCUGUACGAGGCUGGCAAGGCCAAGGCAAUCGGUGUCUCCAACUGGACAAUCGCAGGCCUGAAGGACUUGCUCAGCUGGGCCAAGGUCAAGCCAGCAGUCAACCAGAUCGAAAUCCACCCAUUCCUGCCCAACGAGGAGCUCGUCAAGUUCUGCUUCGAGAAAGAUAUCCUGCCAGAAGCAUACUCGCCGCUCGGCUCGCAGAACCAGGUUCCAAACACCGGCGAGAAGGUCAGCACCAACGAGACGCUGAACAAGAUUGCGGAGAAGGGAGGCAACACGCUGGCACAGGUCCUGAUUGCCUGGGGUCUGCGACGAGGCUAUGUCGUGCUGCCGAAGAGCUCGACUCCAUCCCGAAUCGAGAGCAACUUCAAGACCAUCGAGCUCACCGAUGAGGAUUUCGAGGCUGUCAACCAGGUCGCCAAGGGUCGUCAUACCCGCUUCGUCAACAUGAAGGACACAUUCGGCUACGAUGUCUGGCCAGAAGAGUCGUGA
Zasmidium cellare ATCC 36951 is the source of this 960-nucleotide messenger RNA. RefSeq lists its product as uncharacterized. NCBI's taxonomy places the organism in Eukaryota, Fungi, Ascomycota, Dothideomycetes, Mycosphaerellales, Mycosphaerellaceae. Bases 1 to 960 code for a protein of 319 amino acids. The record is from RefSeq and is a predicted model, not a curated record. Gene Ontology annotation, molecular function: aldose reductase (NADPH) activity. Gene Ontology annotation, cellular component: cytosol. The transcript has a single exon.